Nelumbo nucifera (sacred lotus) is the source of this 2770-nucleotide messenger RNA. Its product is annotated as Galactose oxidase/kelch repeat superfamily protein. Gene Ontology annotation, molecular function: protein binding. NCBI's taxonomy places the organism in Eukaryota, Viridiplantae, Streptophyta, Magnoliopsida, Proteales, Nelumbonaceae. The record is from RefSeq and is a predicted model, not a curated record.
UCAAACUAAGAAGCAGUUCUCAUACUAGAAAACAAAUGAAAUUAAUUGCGUGAAGAAAAUCACUCCAUAGCUUCACGAGCCGAAAGACGAUUUUUUAAUCUUCACGAAAAUUCACAAAUCCACUCAUAGACCGGAUUACGUUGCCCUUUUUUUUUUUUCUCUUUCUGAAUCUAACCUGGAAACUUCCGUGGUUUCUUAAGUCUGUUCCCUUGCAAUCUCUUCUUCGCUAAAACCUUCACUCAUCUCGCACCUCCCCUCGAAAGUUGAGCUUUUGGUUUUAAGAAGGAACUGACUGAACCUGCUUAUUUCGUCAACUUUGUUGAUUUCUGUAUGGUUGCUAAGGUUUAAAGGAUAGGGUUUCUGCGCGGAGGUUUUGGUUGGACUAGCGUUCAAUGAUUCUGGACUGAUCUAUUUUGCCGUGGACUCUCGGACCGGUCAAAAUGUUUGGAUUCUCCCGAAGGCGGAUGAAGCUUGGGAGGUUGAAAGUCCAGCUUUCAGAUUCUACUCAGGGGACUAGAAGUCCUAUAAGACCAGCCAAGCGCGUCGGCCAUUCAAAUGGAGAAAACACUGCACCUACAAGCAGUCAUACUGAUGAACUUAACUGCCAGUGUUCUUCUCGAUCUGAAACUGAUAACCGCACACCAGGAAACUCUGAGAAUUGGAUGGUGUUGUCAACCAUAGGAGACAAACCUAAGCCUCGAUUCAAUCAUGCAGCAGCUGUAAUUGGGAACAAAAUGGUGGUAGUUGGUGGUGAAUCAGGUCAUGAAUUGUUAGAUGAUGUCCAGGUACUCAACUUUGAGAGAUUUACCUGGACUACUGCUUCAUCAAAGCUUUAUCUAUCACCAAGUAGUCUGCCACUGAAAAUCCCUGCGUGCAAAGGUCAUAGUCUGGUUUCUUGGGGUAAAAAGGUGCUUCUGAUUGGUGGAAAAACUGACCCAGCAAGUGACAGAGUUUCAGUAUGGUCUUUUGAUACAGAAACAGAAUGCUGGUCACUUAUGGAAGCAAAAGGAGACAUUCCGGUUGCUCGUAGUGGGCAUACUGUGGUCAGAGCAGGUUCUGUAUUGAUCCUGUUUGGGGGUGAAGAUUCCAAAAGAAGGAAAUUGAAUGAUCUUCAUAUGUUUGAUCUAAAGUCUCUGAUGUGGCUCCCGCUUCAUUGCACAGGAACAGGACCAUCUGCAAGAUCCAAUCAUGUGGCUGCUCUUUAUGAUGACAGAAUCCUCUACAUUUUUGGAGGGUCAUCAAAAUCUAGUACUCUGAAUGACUUGUACUCGCUUGAUUUUGAAACAAUGAUAUGGUCAAGGAUUAAACUUCGAGGUUUCCACCCAUCACCUAGAGCUGGUUGCUGUGGAGUUUUAUGUGGAACUAACUGGUAUAUCGCUGGGGGUGGAAGCAGGAAAAAACGGCAUGCUGAAACCUUGGUCUUUGAUGUGCUAAAAGUUGAAUGGUCUGUAGCUGUAGCAUCACCGUCUUCUUCUGUUACUGCCAACAAAGGAUUUAGUUUAGUUCUUGUGCAGCACAAGGAAAAGGUUUUUCUUGUUGCAUUUGGGGGAUCCAAAAAAGAGCCAUCAAACCAGGUAGAAGUAUUGAUGAUGGAAAAGAAUGAAGAACACGUGGACAGGCGAUCUACACCUGAUAAAGGCUUAGGCCAAUUUCUGUUCCAGAAUUGCACAAAUGCCACAGGGUUAGCUGCUCAAUUUAGUGGUGUUCCUUCAUGUCCAGUUGGUUCUGUUGCCAGACAAAAUUUGGCGUCUGCAUUGGAGCAUCAUGGCUCUGGCAGGAAAUCUAUUUCAGAUUGCUUACUUGACACAAAUCCUACCUCUGGCAAUGUAUCACUUCGUAAGCAAUUUCAUAACGAGGAAGAAUGCAAUACAUCUCUUAAAAUACUGAAAAAUAUUGAAGAUGAAAAUUCUUCCUCACAGAGAACCAAGGUAUUGGAUAUGGGAGUUCAGACUGAUAUUGCCGGACUUAUGAGCUCUGCAGAGGAAACACCAUUUGUCUUUGAUUCUGAAAACACAAGACCCCUCCAGAAGCAAGCAAAUGUAAACCUUCUCUCUGAAAGUGAUGAGAUUGCAAUCCCAGAAACUGAUGGUAAAUCAGCUCCUUCAAAUGUCUAUCAAUUGUAUGAUUCAAAAAUUGCUGCCCUGGUAAGGAAGAAUGGAAUUCUAGAAGCGCAGUUGGCGGCUUCAUUGGCAGGCCGUGAAGCUGCAGAGAAAAACUUAUCUUCUGUCAUUAAGAGUCGUCAGGACAUAGAGAAAAAGCUGGCCGACACAAUGAAGGAGAUGGAAAUGCUAAAAGAGAAACUAGCAGGUGUUGAACUUGCACAAGAAGAGGCCAACAGCCUAUCAAACAUUGUCCACUCAGACAAUGUGCGACUUGAGCAUGAUGUAGCUUUCCUCAAGGCAGUUUUGGAUGACACACAAAAGGAGCUGCAUUCAACCAGGGGAGUUCUUGCAGGAGAAAGAGCAAGAGCAUUCCAGUUACAGGUAGAAGUAUUUCAUCUCAAACAAAGAUUGCAGUCUGUUGAGAACCGAGCACCGACACCCAGGAAACCAUUUCACAUGUAGAGUUUGGAUACUGAUUCUCACUUGUUCAACCUACCAAAUUGCAGCCUGCUCAUUUUCUAUUAGCAGAACGCACAUGUAUAUCUCCUGCAUAACAAUUUAUCUGCAUCUUCUUGUAGGGAUUAACUUGUAUAUAUGCAAAAUCUUCCUUGUACUCUUUUCUGUUCAUUCAGGAUUUCUUUGUGAAACUUGUCUUGGUUCUCUAUUUA